Baudoinia panamericana UAMH 10762 is the source of this 710-nucleotide messenger RNA. RefSeq lists its product as uncharacterized. The record is from RefSeq and is a predicted model, not a curated record. Lineage: Eukaryota; Fungi; Ascomycota; Dothideomycetes; Mycosphaerellales; Teratosphaeriaceae. The transcript has a single exon. The coding region runs from base 218 to 382 and encodes 54 amino acids.
GAGAAGCUGAGACUUCUCAAGCAGCACCGUGUCUAAGAAGUCGCUUGUUGAUUGUUUGAGAAGAGCAUGAAGAUGAUGACAUAGCGAGCGCGUGAUGAGGAUGAGUGCGUGUGAAGUGAGGGAGAGCUAGUCAGAGCUUGUUAGAGUGGCAAAUAAAGCCUUGUACUAACAUCAUUACAACCCAAGUGAAGACCCAAGAUACCCUUCCUGCGGUGAGAUGGCUGCAGACCUGCCGAAGGACCCGGCCGUUGUGUCGCUACAUGUUUCGCACGGUAUCGUAGGCGUUGGUGCGCUACGCUGUUCAGCUCACGCUCGGCAUCUGCUCGCCCAGGGCUGCAGACUCAAGUCGCUAAAGUCGCCUAGAGUACCUCAGCCUCUUUGAAUAAGACACAGAUUGCGGUCGAUCUGCUGCUCGCCAUCCCGGCCCAGUUGCUGCGCCAUCCAGCCAGAUGAAAGUGAGGACCCUGCUGAGUCUUUACACCCAUUUUGCGGUGUCCCCGACCUUUACCUCACGGCUCUGUUGUCGAUUCCAGAGUACCCCUACGUAAGUGAAGUCAUGCUGUUGUAGCUUUUCAUCGCCCAUCAGCAGUUGGUCUGUAAUCGGAACGUUCAGCGAAUCAAGACCAUGAGCGUCCGAGUGGUUUGAAGGGCAGAUCAGUGCUUGAAGGUUGAUUGACACAGCUAUGGUAGCCCAGACGCACCACCAAAGA